UUGAUAGGAUAAAAGUAUUUACCCAAUUCAAUAAAAUUAAACUGGUUUAUGUUUUAUUUGCUCAAGAAGAGAUUUUAAGUUUACCCUAUUGCAUGUCAAAGAAAAAUAUCAUUUUUUUUAACCUUUGAUAGUAUCUAAGACAAGAGUCGUCAGCAAUCAUCACAACGGAGAAUCCUUAGUUUCAUCUCCAACUGUACUACUUCGGUUUGAACGUUAUGUGUCUCUAUGUUGGCAUAGUUUUCAAACUUAGUUUACUGCUAUUUUAAGCAAACUCUUAUGUAAAAACUUGAUUUUCAUUAAAAUGUCUUCUGAUUCUGCUGAAAACAAUACCCCUGCGCCAUGGAAGCUGGAAGAGGUUGUUUCAAUUAUUAUAGUGUGCAUUAUCUUUCUUACAGUGAGUGAUUGCUUCGGCGUAUUGAAGCGUCUGUUGUGUGGAAUUUUCCGAGGCAGAAACCAGGUUCCAAGGCGGUUUCUAGAUGUGACCGUUCUCGACGAUGAUCCUUCCAUGCAGGUUCAAAGCCGAGGAUUGGAGUUUUGUGUGGUUCAAUCUCUUCCAACGAUUGAGUUCAAGAAAAACGAGGUAGAACAAGACAAGGGAAGUAAUGUGGAAUGUGCCAUUUGUCUCGGAGAGUUUGAGGAAGGGGUGUUGCUGAAACAUCUUCCAGAAUGCAGGCAUAGCUUCCAUGUUCCAUGCAUUGAUAAGUGGUUUCAGUCUCAUUCAAAUUGUCCUCUGUGUAGAGCAUUUGUGCAUCAUCACUUGCUGCACUGUUCCGUAGAUUCUUCUCACACAUUGCUACAGCCUUUGAGCAGGGAAGACUUUGAAAGGGAAAAUCUGUCUAACACACAACAACAGUUCCUUCCCCCUUGAUUUACUCUUUGCUUUCAGUUUCGAUCAUUUCUGAGGUGUGAACCCUUGGAGACUUUGAGGAAGAGGAGAAUGAAUGAUACCAUGAUACCUGGUAAAUAGAAUUUGGAGGGAAAGCUAACAGCUUAAGAAGCCUCCGUUUGGAUGGUUAUACGUGUAUCAGAGAGCGUACGUAGCAUGAUAUGCACGAAUGCUUAAGAGAGCUGAAUUUGAAAUUCGCAGGUCCAUGAUCAACAUAGGUGUUGAAACUUGUAGUGCAGUAUAGUUUUUAAGUUGGUUCUAUAAUAAAAGCUAAAAUUUAUUUUCCAAUAUCUCACGUCAACCUUUAAUGCAGAAAAUUAAACAUGACUCUUGUUUUGAUUAAAAAAAUAGUAUUCAAAACUCCUAUAAUAUUAAGCCUCUUUCAUAUGAUGGCUUAAAUUUCACUACUUUUAUACGUGUUCAGCUUUAAAGAAAUGAGGUUCUUCAAAUACUUACUAAAUUUUGGGUAGAAAAUUUGAUUUCAUUACAAGGUGGAAAAACAGUCAAAACAAUAACUUGCACCUACUUCAAAUAAUUUUUGGCUAAUCACUGCUCAGACCAACCGUUCUGUUCAACUACAAAACAUGCCCAACUCUAUUUCACUUGCUCUGCUUUAAAUUUUCUAUUCACCUUUUCUUUCAUUUAAAUGAAUCGUGCAUUGAAGGAUUUGAACUCAUGAGCCUAGAGAAGUAUUUCAUGAAAUGGAAGAUACAAACUUCCUCAUUCUAUCAUAUCUCUUUCCAUUAUUCCAAAGACCUAUUUCAUGACCGGUGUUCUUCUAAUAUCGAAUUUCACCUGUAAUUCAUUCACAUGCUCAGCACCUAUGAACUCAAACCUUAUCACUAAAGGUAAACUCAAUUAGCAUAAAAACUAAGUUGAGUUAUUUCCUUGUUGACUGUUAGUUUUCGAAUUUGCUAAUCACCUAAACUUUGUCGGUUGACUAGCGAAGUGAAAAAAUUCUGUCAUGCCACAAUUUCGUUAUUGCCACCAGCUUUAGUACACUCAUUAACCUCACAUUCAACGAGUCGCCCAAGCACUAAAAAUUAUAAAAUUUUAACAUGCUCAUUUCAAGCAUCAAUUUAAGAGUCAAAAUUGAAACACGGUGUUUGCUUAGUGUCAACUGAACCAAAAGAUACAAAAUAAAAAAAC
Molecule: messenger RNA, 2035 nt
Organism: Vigna unguiculata (cowpea)
Lineage: Eukaryota; Viridiplantae; Streptophyta; Magnoliopsida; Fabales; Fabaceae
Product: RING-H2 finger protein ATL66-like
Biological process (GO): protein ubiquitination
Molecular function (GO): transferase activity
Source: RefSeq, a predicted model, not a curated record